AUCCAUUAAAACAUAUAUUGUUAGAAACAUGCCUACAAGAAUUUUAGAAACAACACAAGAUGGUCAUGAUCAAAAAGAAGAUUUAAAUAAAUUAAAAACCAUGUUAUUAAAUUCAAAUUAUCCAUUAAAAGAAAUUGAAAACUUAAUAAGACAAGCAUGUGAAGAACUUAAAUCAAAUACAAGCAAUAACAGUAAUAACAAUAACAAAAUAUCAAUCAACUUAAUGUUAUAUAUCAAUCAGCUGAAACAUGAUAAAUGGUUGUUAGAAUCUCCAAUAAAAACUGGUGCUUAUGGGAAAGAAAAAAACGAAUCUAGUUUAUCGGAUGACGACGAAGAUGAUGAUCAGAGUGGCGACGAAAUUAAUCGUAAUCCUUCAAAUUUUGUGACUUAA
Messenger RNA from Didymodactylos carnosus, 391 nucleotides. The record is from the annotation of a GenBank genome assembly. NCBI's taxonomy places the organism in Eukaryota, Metazoa, Rotifera, Eurotatoria, Philodinida, Philodinidae.